This is a messenger RNA of Rangifer tarandus platyrhynchus (Svalbard reindeer), 324 nucleotides long. NCBI's taxonomy places the organism in Eukaryota, Metazoa, Chordata, Mammalia, Artiodactyla, Cervidae. The record is from the annotation of a GenBank genome assembly.
AUGCUCGCGGGUCUGCCCGUUCUUGGAGAUACCGGCUUCAAAUUCACCAACACCAGCAGCAACAAUCAGGACAGCACAGUCAGCCUGGGAUGUGCCUGUAAUCAUGUUUUUGAUGAAGUCUCUGUGUCCCGGGGCAUCAAUAAUGGUAACAUAGUACUUGCUGGUCUCAAAUUUCCACAGGGAGAUAUCAAUGGUGAUACCACGGUCACGUUCUGCUUUCAGUUUGUCCAAGACCAGGCAUAUUUGAAGGAGCCCUUUCCCAUCUCAGCAGCCUCCGUCUCGAACUUCUCAAUUGUUCUCUUGUCGAUCCCGCCACAUUUGUAG